AUGGACAGCCUCGAGCGGAGACAGCGCUUCUUCCAUCCCUAUUCGCCCUACGACAUCCAGCUGCAGUUCAUGCAGGCCCUGUACGACUGCGUCGAGACUGGCAAAGUGGGCAUCUUCGAGUCCCCUACAGGUCCGAACUGUAUAUACGAUGCUUUCCUAAAACUGAGUGGGAAAUCUUUGAGUCUGAUAUGUGCCUCCCUGACAUGGCUUCGGGACCACAAGCGCAAGGCUUUUGUAACCUCCAUAGAACAGUCUUCUGCGGACGAUGACGAGCCCGACUGGAUGCUCGAGUUUUCCAAACAGGAAAAGACCAAAGCCGUCACUGAGAAAUGGAGAGAGCUUGAGAAACGCCUCGCCAGGGUAAGGCGCGAGAAGGAAAAGGCAGAGGCUUUACAUGAUCCCUGGAGGUCACGCAAAAAACAGAAAACGGAUGCAGAGACUGCCAAUGUCGAGGCCGACGAGAGCGCCUUUGAAUUGGACGAGUAUGAAAGCGACACAGAAACAGGAAAGAAAUCCUCUGGCCAUACAUACGGCGACGUAGAAGGGCUGUCUGCAAGCACUGUGGCCAUGCUAGAACGCUUCAGGGGUGGUCGAAAAGACAACGAGGAUGACGACGAAGCGGAUAACCAAACCAAGAUAUUUUACUGCUCGCGAACGCACUCUCAGCUGUCCCAAUUUGCCCAGGAACUGCGAAAAGUGAAUUUCCCACCUAGUCUUCCCUUGCCCCCAGGCGAAGACGAAAAAGAGAAACAACCUGACGAACUGGAAGAAAUCGUCAAACACCUCAGCCUAGGCUCUCGAAAGCAGCUGUGCAUUAACCCCAAAGUCGCCAGCUUGGGAGACUCGGUAGCUAUCAACGAGCGGUGUAUGGAACUUCAACAGCCAGGAACCGCUGCUGACAAGAAAUGCCGCUAUCUACCGUCCAAGGAGACCGAGGAUGUCGUAUCCGAGUUCCGAGACCGUGCUCUAGCUACCGUUCAGGAUAUUGAGGAUAUUGGGCAACUCGGGAAGCAGCUUGCUGUUUGUCCCUAUUACGCCACACGGCCUGUAGUGAAGCAGAGCGAAAUAAUCACUCUUCCAUAUCAACUUCUUCUUUCGCGGUCCGCUAGAGAAGCACUGGAUCUGUCCCUAAAGGACCACGUUAUCAUCAUCGACGAGGCACAUAACCUCAUGGACACCAUUUCCGGCAUUCACUCCAUCUCCGUCACUCUCCACCAACUCCGCACCGCUCUAUUCCAGCUCACCACGUACGCUCGAAAGUACCAAACUCGACUCAAGGGCAAGAACCGAGUGUAUGUCACCCAGGUCAUCAGACUGGUCAGCUCACUAGCAGACAAUCUUCAAUCCCUUUCUCAAAAACAUUCAUCUUCGGAAGUAAUUGUCCAGUAUUCCGAACUGGUGGCAGGCAAGGCAGUCGACCAAAUCAAUACGUACAAACUGUCUCGAUACUUGCAGGAAAGCAAGCUUGCACGAAAAGUAGACGGCUAUGUCGAGCACGCAGAGCAACAAAAAAAGGGUGGAAGCUCCCAGCCGCGUGAAAAGACAACCAUGCCCGUUCUGUUCCAGGUGCAAAGCUUUAUUCUCGCGCUGAUGAACCCUUCCUCUGAGGGUCGUCUUUUCUUUAGCAAUACCGAUGAAGGGGUCUUGUUGAAGUAUCUCUUGCUGGACCCUACAAACCAUUUCAGAGAGAUUGUAGACGAGGCACGCGCAGUUAUUUUGGCAGGCGGUACUAUGUCUCCAAUGUCAGACUACGCGGACUAUCUAUUUUCUUACGUACAGCCAGACAAGCUAGAGACCUUUAGCUUCGGACAUGUUAUCCCAUCCGGCAAUCUGACUGCUCGCAUACUGACCAACGGCGGCCUUGGCUCUGAUUUUAGCUUCACAUUUGAAAAGCGAAACUCAGACUCGAUGAUCGCCGACCUAGGACAGACAAUAGCCAAUCUGUGCGCAGUAAUCCCAGACGGCGUCGUCGCCUUCUUCCCCAGCUAUGAUUACUUGAACCAAGUUCUCGAGAAAUGGAAGAAAACGACACCCAGAAACGGGAGAGGACCUACAAUAUUUUCCCUGAUCGAGAAACAGAAACCGAUAUUCUACGAAUCGCAAAAAAAGGAAAACAGCACUGCAUCCGACAACAUUUUCCAACAAUAUUCCGCCAAAGUCGAGUCUGGCUCGGGCGCUCUGCUCCUGUCAGUUGUUGGCGGCCGCUUGUCCGAAGGCAUCAAUUUCUCCGAUCAGCUGGGCAGAGGAGUGUUAAUUAUUGGUCUUCCAUUCCCCAACAUCCAUUCCGCUGUAUGGAAGGCCAAGAUUGACCACAUCGAGAAGCGAGCAGUCGAAAAGGGACAAAGUACAGCUGUUGCCAAAGCCGCGGGAAGGGACUUUUACGAAAACUCGUGUAUGCGAGCGGUGAACCAAUGUAUUGGAAGAGCUAUCAGACAUGGAAAUGACUACGCUGCCAUCGUUAUGAUUGACAGGAGAUACGAAAGCGACCGAAUCCAGCGGAAGCUCCCAGCGUGGAUUCGGCAGAGCCUCGUGACGGGUGCAAAUGCAAAGGGCAUGCGUACUGUCCAGGAUGAUCUGAAAGCCUUUUUCAGGGGACAUGAUCAGAAAAAAGUCUAUUAA
Messenger RNA from Talaromyces rugulosus, 2619 nucleotides. RefSeq lists its product as uncharacterized. Gene Ontology annotation, molecular function: DNA binding; DNA helicase activity; ATP binding. Gene Ontology annotation, biological process: nucleobase-containing compound metabolic process; establishment of sister chromatid cohesion. The coding region runs from base 1 to 2619 and encodes 872 amino acids. The transcript has 7 exons. NCBI's taxonomy places the organism in Eukaryota, Fungi, Ascomycota, Eurotiomycetes, Eurotiales, Trichocomaceae. The record is from RefSeq and is a predicted model, not a curated record. Gene Ontology annotation, cellular component: nucleus.